Messenger RNA from Sinocyclocheilus rhinocerous, 1810 nucleotides. RefSeq names its product NACHT, LRR and PYD domains-containing protein 3-like. The transcript has 6 exons. Bases 76 to 1713 code for a protein of 545 amino acids. Gene Ontology annotation, molecular function: protein binding. The record is from RefSeq and is a predicted model, not a curated record. NCBI's taxonomy places the organism in Eukaryota, Metazoa, Chordata, Actinopteri, Cypriniformes, Cyprinidae.
AGGAAGAGAAUAAAUGAUCCGAGUCUGGCUGAUAGAAUCGUCACACACAUCCGAUCAUCAAGAAGUCUGUUCAUCAUGUGUCACAUACCAGUCUUCUGCUGGAUUUCAGCCGCUGUUCUGGAGAGGAUGAUGGGUAAAGUAGAGAGUGCAGAGAUUCCCAAGACUCUUACACAAAUGUUCACACACUUCCUGAUCUUUCAGACCAAACUGAAGACACAGAAGUUUGACAGGAAAUAUGAAAUCGAUUCUGAUCAGGCUAGAAAGACUAUUCUGUGUCUAGGAAAACUAGCUUUUGAACAGCUGGAAAAAGGGAACCUGAUCUUCUAUGAGGAGGACCUGAAAGAGAGCGGCAUUGAUGUCAGAGAAGUGUCCGUGUACUCAGGAAUUUGUACCCAGAUCUUCAGAGAGGAGUUUGGACUGCAGCUGGGGAAGGUGUACAGCUUUGUUCAUCUGAGUAUUCAGGAGUUUCUUGCUGCUUUAUUCAAGCUGCUGUCCAUUUCUGAACAAAACACAGGACUGAAGAAUGUGUUCUGGUCACCAAUGACCAGUUUACUGAAGAGAGAAGUGGACAAGGCCUUACAGAGUGAGAAUGGACACUGGGAUCUUUUCCUCCGGUUCCUUCUAGGUCUCUCACUAGAGUCUAAUCAGACUCUCUUACAAGGCCUCCUGAGAAAGACAGUAAGCAGCUCUGAUAUCAAUCAGGAAACAGCUGAAUACAUCAAACAGAAGAUCAGGGAGAAUCCCUCUCCAGAGAAAUCCAUCAAUCUGUUCCACUGUCUGAAUGAACUGAAUGAUCGUUCACUGGAGCAGGAAGUCCAAACAUACCUGAGCAGAACAGGUGCCCGUUGCCUCUCUGGAGUCAGACUGUCUGCUGCUCAGUGGUCGGCUCUGGUGUUUGUGCUGUUGAACUCAGAAGAAGAGCUGGAUGAGUUUAAUCUGAGUAAAUAUGAUCCAUCAGAAGAAUGUCUUCUGAGGCUGCUGCCAGUGAUCAAAGCAUCUAGAAAGAUUGAUCUUUCCAGCUGUGAUAUUACACAGAAAGGCUGUGCUGCUCUGAUUUCAGCUCUGAGAUCAAACCCCUCGCACCUGACAGAACUGAAUCUGAGCUUUAAUAAACCAGGAGACUCAGGAGUGAAGCUGCUCUCUGCUCUACUGGAGGAUCCACACUGUAAACUGGAGAAACUACAGUUGAGUUACUGCAGUAUUGGAGAGGAAGGCUGUGCUGCUCUGAUUUCAGCUCUGAGAUCAAACCCCUCACACCUGACAGAACUGAAUCUGAGCGAUAAUAAACCAGGAGAUUCAGGAGUGAAGCUGCUCUCUGCUCUACUGGAGGAUCCACACUGUAAACUGAAGAAACUACAGCUGAUUAACUGCAGUAUUGCAGAGAAAGGAUGUGCUGCUCUGAUUUCAGCUCUGAGAUCAAACCCCUCACACCUGACAGAACUUAAUCUGAACUGUAAUAAACCAGGAGAUUCAGGAGUGAAGCUGCUCUCUGCUCUACUUGAGGAUCCACAUUGUAAACUGGAGAAACUACAGCUGUUUAACUGCAGUAUUGGAGAGGAAGGCUGUGCUGCUCUGAUUUCAGCUCUGAGAUCAAACCCCUCACACCUGACAGAACUGGAUCUGAGCUUUAAUAAACCAGGAGACUCAGGAGUGAAGCUGCGCUCUGCUCUACUGGAGGAUCCACACUGUAAACUGGAUAAUCUAUAUAUUUGACAGUGGAAACUCCACAAGCUCCAAACAAGUGAAUCAAAACAACACGUCCUGAACAAGACUGUCACCUGGACAAAUGCAGAUACUGAUCCAGCAGUUU